Molecule: messenger RNA, 2733 nt
Organism: Drosophila virilis
Lineage: Eukaryota; Metazoa; Arthropoda; Insecta; Diptera; Drosophilidae
Gene: Son
Product: Son RNA binding protein
Biological process (GO): regulation of cell cycle; regulation of mRNA splicing, via spliceosome
Molecular function (GO): RNA binding
Source: RefSeq, a predicted model, not a curated record
UUGGCUGCGCUUCAAAUUGACAGGGCUGUCAACUUACAGCUACAUAGCUGCAAAAAAAUGUAUCGUUAUUGUAACAUCACUAUUAGAUGACGCCGAUGCGAUAAUGACUGAAAAUACGGAGAGCGCCAGCACGCUGGAGCAGCAGCCACAACAAUCAACGCCCGCAGGAGAUGUACCACUGUCCGUCAUGGUGAAACGUGAGAAGAUUGAUGCAGAGAUCGAGGCGAAACUUGUCGCAAUAAAUGCGAAUGUCAAAACUGAAAGUACCACGCCCCCAACGGCAUCGGGCACCGACAGCGACGCGAGCAACAGCAACGACUCAUCGCAAGACGAUAAAAAGCAAAUAGCGCCAGUGAAAUCCUCCAAUGAAAUACUCGCCGAGCUAUUUAGCGUGUUCAAUGCGGCACCGCCCGUGGAGCUGCUGGACGACAAAAAUCUGUUGAAGAAACACAAGAAAUCAAAAAAAGAGAAGAAGAAAAAGUCGCGCAGCAAGCCGACCAGAUCCGAUGGGGAAUGUAGCGAUACAGAUGUGGCGCCCGCUGAGGAAAAGUCUAAGCACAAGCACAAGCGGAAGAAGCACAAGCACAAACAUAAGGACAGCAAAGACAAGCUCAAGGAUAAAGAUCGCGAAAAGUCUAAGGAAAGGACGAGCUCGGUUACAGUCAAGGCGGAGGAACGGACGGAAAAUCGCAAAAGACACGCGCCAGUGGAUGAGGAAAAGGCGCCUGUGCCGGCCAAGAAGGAAACAGUAGUAGAGCACGAACAAAGUGACGAACGGGAGAGGGAACGAGCACGUGAGCGGGAGCGUGAUCGGGAGAGGGAGCGAGAUCGCGAACGUGAGCGUGAACGUGGUCACAAUAGCUUCUAUAACGGUUACCACGAGGACAAACAUGCGCGUUCCAAGGCGAACAACAACAACAACAACAGGUCCUCAAAGAUAAAGAUGGAACGGCGUGAGUCCGACGAAUUGUCGUUGUCCGAUGAGGAGACAUAUCUGCGGGAGAAGGCAAACGAACGACGUAGUUUCUACGGCGCCGCCAAGCUGGAACCCAGCGAUAAUAAGCGCCACAGUGUCAAUACUCGUCACCAGAGCGGCAGGCAGCGAACGCGUUCCCGUUCUCGUUCCCGAGAUUUGGGAAUAGAUAAAAAGCGUUUGCUGGAGAUCGCUCGUCGCAAUGCAAUCAGCAUGUUUAAGCGUGGCAACAUGGCCGGAGUGGCCGAGAUGACGCCAGAGGUAAAGGAUAAGGUGCUGCUCAAGAUGCGCUACGGUGGACGCACCGUGCAGGAUCUAACAGAUUUCUGCAAGAAGAUCUCCAACGGCGAAAUGUUGUCCGAUUUUAGUUCCGACGAAGAUUCGGAUGUGGAUAAGAACGGCAAUGCCAAGGCCUUUCAUCAUCCGUUUCAGCUAAAGGAGCGCGAGCCCAUUGUCAUGCAUAUACGCAACUCCACUCCAAUAGUGCCGUCCACGCGUCGCGAUGAGCAGACCAAGGCUAUUACCAUGCAAUUUCCAGUCUCCUCCGGUCAGGUGCAUCGCAUGUCCGAGGUGUGGGUGCCUGUAGAGCCAAAGGACUCACUGGCACCGCUGCCUACCCUGCCGCCGGCCAAACAGGCCACUAACAUUUUCAAAGAUGUGCAGCGCAAUGUCUUUGCCAAGACUAUACCGCAUCAGGAGCAGCAGGAGCCCGCCUUCAAGUCUGCAACUAAUCAGCCGGAUGUCGUCGCCGGCGCAGUCGAGACCAAUAGCCUACAGAGCAGCGCAAUGCUGACAUUGGCCGUGCCGCAGCCCGUGCCUGCUCCAGCAUCUGCUCCUGUUCCGCCGGCAGUUGUCCAGAAGCCGCCGCCGGCUCUCAGAGCGCCAACACCUUUUGUGCCCGAAGUACCCAUACCAUCCACAGCACUAGCCGCGCCGAGUACUUCCAUAUUUCCGCAGGCCACGGCGCCAAGCAUGGAUGUGUCCAGCAUUAUUACACAGCGUUUGAGUGCCAUACGACGCCUGCAGGAUAAUCCUGCCGAUUCUGAGGCUCUGAAAAUGAUGUUCAAUGCGCAGCGGGACAUGUCUUCGUGGGCGUCUUCAAAAUUUUUGCCCGGCCAGUUUACGGGCAGCACUGGUGCUCAGGUGAUGAAGGUACAUGAGCUGAAUAGCGGGCCGCAGCUGUGGGCGCGCCGAGAUCAGCUUACUUCAAACAAGCCCGUUACGGGCGGCAUGGGCAUGGCUCUAUUGCAGAAAAUGGGCUGGAAGCCGGGCGAGGGCUUGGGACGCAGCAAGACCGGCUCACUGCAGCCACUGCAGUUGACGGUUAAGCUGGACAAGCGUGGCCUAAUCUCCCGCGAAGAUCUUAAACAGCCACCGGCUCGCGCCCAGGCCCCACGUGCACCCAAAAACACAAGUGCUACAAAUAUCGCACAGGCUGCGCUCACCGCCCACGACAAGCAUCCGGUUUGUGUGCUCAACGAACUGACAUCGAAAAACAAAUGGACGCCACCGCAAUAUACGCUAAGGGACGAUUCAGGUCCCUCGCACAGCCGCAUGUUUCGCUUCUCCGUGGAGAUAAAUGGACAGACAUAUACGCCCGCCCAGGGCUGCAACAGCAAAAAGGAAGCCAAACUGAAUGCGGCCAAGUUGUGUUUACGAGCUUUGGGUAUUUUGCCGCCCAGUUAGUAGGAAAUCUUUGAUCUGCUGGCGGCAUUCUUAAUUUCUGCCUAUUGUAAGUGUUUAGUUAGAAAAAAAAAAAA